This is a messenger RNA of Stylonychia lemnae, 1995 nucleotides long. NCBI's taxonomy places the organism in Eukaryota, Ciliophora, Spirotrichea, Sporadotrichida, Oxytrichidae. The record is from the annotation of a GenBank genome assembly.
AUGGCACAAAAUCUUACAAAAACUUCUUUUUCACUCAGUAACUUAAUCUAAUGCUAGACCUUUGGCUACAAAAGAUCAUCCGUAAAGGUGUUUGAUUUUGAGUUUAAGAAAGACUUGGCUGAAUAUAAUUAAGAGUUCGGUGUUCUCAGGAAAAAGCACAAAAAGGAGUACUGGGAGCAUUAAACUCAGGUUGAAAAUACUUUUCUAGAUAAGUUCAGGGAAGAAGGUCUCUAAAAGCAAAGAAGAGAUCUUGAUAGAUGGAGAACUAGAAUAUGCACAAUCAGCAUGUCUACUAAAAAUGAAAUUAAAGCAUUAGAGAAAAAAGAAGAUAAAUUGUUAGUGAACAUGACAAGGCAAGAUGUGCUUAACACAAGGAGAGCUAUGCAGACCAAGAUCAUGCUUGAUGUUAUGGAAAUCGAUUCAAAGAGAUGGCCAUCAUUAGCUGAAAUGAAUGAAAGAAUCAAUGAGCAUGUGGUGCUCCCUCAAACAAUAAUGAACUAUGAAGAGUAUUAGAGGAAAAUAUAAACCCUCGCUUUCUACAACGAGCAGGGUGACCAUGAGAACAUGCAGAAACUACUUGACAAAGAGGAAUCAAUGGAAAAGAAAAAUGUAUUACUUUAACCAAUCUACAGAGAUCUCAAGUCAAUGAUAAGACAUAUGUCAAACAAUGAAGAAUUUAAACUACUCAAGGAAUAUAUGGAUGCCAGAUAACUUAUCACUGAAAAUUUCCCUGAGAGCUCUGAAAAAGGAAAGGAGGGACUUGAGAAGUUAGAAUAAGAAUACGCAAAGCUCCUUAGAAAUUAUAAAAGAUCACUCUAGGAGCCAUCUAAGAGAUUAAAGACUAUGCAAAAGAGAUUAGAAGACCUGUUCAAUCUAGUAAGUCUCUGGUCUUAGUACGUUGAUAUUAUCUACAUGCCAGAUGCUGAAAUUGACAUUAUAGAUGCAGUCAAUAAAACUGAAGCCAGACCAGAAGAUGAUUCUUUUGCUUCUAAAGCUGAGGCAAAGGAUGUCAAGAAUAGAAUGGAUAUACUCUUUGGAAGAGACACAGAGGGCAAAAGGUCAAAGAAGAGUGUUAUUGCUAAUGGAGAGGAAGAUCCAUAUGAAACAGUUAAUGAGGGUGUGACAACAGACACUACUGAGGCAACUGAAAAGAACUUUAAAAGAACUACUGCAUUCGAUGAUGAUGAUAAUUUAGCUGCAAAAAGAGAUCUAAUGUAAGAUGAAGAAUCAACUCCUUAAGGGAAAAAGGGUGAAGUUGAAGAAGGAAUUUUAUCAUCUGAUGAAGAGUAAAUUCAGUCAAAGUCUGAUCCCUUAAUAAAUAAUCCUAAUCAAAGACAUAACAUCAGCAAGACUAUUUCCAGUUUCCAAGAUGAGUCACAAAAAUAAUUAUUCAAGGAUGAUAAGGAAAAGGAAGUUAUUGAGAUGAACUAUAAUCUAGCUGAUUAAGAUCUUGAGAGAUAUAAAGCUAAGCUAACUAACAAAGCAGAUGUUGUUAGAGGCAGAUUAUAAUCUUAGGACGAUGACUAUGAAGAUAAAAAAUUUGUCUCUUAAACUAACUAUGAGUCUUAACUAAAUACAAUGAACAUGCAGAAUCUAAACUUGUUUGGUGUCUAAAUUGGAGACUCAGAAGAUUCUUAAAAUUAGAUGAAUAAGGGUGAGACAGCUAAGAUCCUCCAGGAUCUAUUAGAUUUAACCGACUAGUUCGAUAGUGGAGAGAUGCAAGACUUCUCUUAUCGCAAAUCUUUCCCAUAUGAUUAAGAAGAGGCAGCCGCUUACUCAGCCCUGAAAUUUGAAGAUGAAUUGAGAUUACGGGCAUCUGUAGUACUUGACUAUUAUAUUCAAUAAGUAAGACAGCUUAAAGAUGAGGAGCUCAGUUUUACUGACAAAGAAAAAAAAGAUCAAGUAUUGAAACUGAUUACUUAGCUCAGUAAUGUCAAAAUAGUCGAUGCUCCUGUACUGAUGAAGAUCUACGAUAUCUAUAGACUUAGAUUAUGA